Hordeum vulgare subsp. vulgare (domesticated barley) is the source of this 1144-nucleotide messenger RNA. RefSeq names its product zinc finger BED domain-containing protein RICESLEEPER 3-like. NCBI's taxonomy places the organism in Eukaryota, Viridiplantae, Streptophyta, Magnoliopsida, Poales, Poaceae. The coding region runs from base 5 to 1144 and encodes 379 amino acids. Gene Ontology annotation, molecular function: DNA binding. The transcript has 3 exons. The record is from RefSeq and is a predicted model, not a curated record.
AAACAUGGAAGAGCAAGAAGGGGACCAGGAGGCAUACCGAAGUGGCAGUUCAUCGUUGAUAUCCGGUGCGACAAUGAGAAGGGCUCAACCACCUCCAGGGUUGUCUCCUUCUUCGAUAAACAUUUGCAAAGCUUAUCAUGGACGUUCACAUGACACUCCUAUGGUUGAUUUUGAGGAAGAUGAGGCCGAUGAAGAAGAUAUUGACUAUGAUGAAGAAGAGGAAGGAGAAGAAGAUGAGGAUGAUGAAGAAGAUGAUGAAGAAGAUGAAGAGGGAGGAGUUGAUAUCAUUGACAUGGGAUCAUUUUCUGAACCAGGAAGAAAGUUUUUGUCUAAAGUGUGGAAAGAAUAUGAGCCUAUUCGUGUUGAUGGCAUAGUUGUAGCUGCUGAGUGCAAACAUUGUGCAAGGAAUAUUUGUGCUGAGCAUAAACAUGGAACAAGUUCAUUGCGCAAACAUUUGAAGAGAUGCAAGGAAAGGAAGAAGGUUCUUAGAGUUUCUGGGCAGCUGAGUGCUUCUAUAGUGAGUCCGGAUGGAGUUGCAAUGGGGCUUUGGACCUUUAAUCAGGCAUUAGCACGUCGAGAGCUCAUGAGGAUGACCGUGUUGCAUGAGUUGGCAUUCUCAUUGCUGGAGUAUGAUGGAUUCAGAAGAUUUGUUUCUAGUCUAAAUCCAAAUUUCAAAAUGAUAUGCAGAAAAACAGUGAAGGAUGAUUGCAUGAAAGCAUUUAAGGAUUCUCAGAUGGGCACAACAGUCAAAUAUAUGAAGAGAAAAUUCAGAAGGUAUUGGAAAAUGACAUGGUUGAGCCUCUGUAUUCCCGUGAUUUUGGACCCACAAUUCAAGUUGAAAUAUAUUGAGUUUCGAUUUGGCCUAGAGUUUGGGAAUGAAGCUGCAACAAUGAUUGCUAAAAUAAAAAAUGUGUUUCAAGGGUUGUUCAAGGAAUACCUCCAAUGGAAUGACAGUUUCUCAAAUCCCAUGUCACAAGGAGGUGAUCAUGACAUGGCUGUAAAUGGUGAAGAUCCUAUGGCUGAUUGGGACCAUCAUGUCACCCUCACUGCUCGAUCAACAAAUUUGGAUUCUACUGAACUAGAUUCAUACUUAUCAAAGCUAAUACUCGGCUCAGCUUGGCUUCAGUUCAUGACAUUAUACUAG